Molecule: messenger RNA, 729 nt
Organism: Armigeres subalbatus
Lineage: Eukaryota; Metazoa; Arthropoda; Insecta; Diptera; Culicidae
Product: NADH dehydrogenase [ubiquinone] 1 beta subcomplex subunit 7-like
Exons: 4
Coding region: 179-556 (125 amino acids)
Cellular component (GO): mitochondrion
Source: RefSeq, a predicted model, not a curated record
AUCCAUAUUUUUGACCAAGAAAACAUUUUCCUCAAUUCUUUCAUGUUAUCAUAUUCGCCUUCUGUCAAACAAACGAAUCUUUGGUCAAAGUAAAAAGAACGACAUUUCUAGCUGGAAGAAUCGGGAGUUUUGAUCAGCAGAUUGUGGUCCGAUUCGCGGAAAAGAGUACCACCUGAUAAUGGGAAACUACAUGUCGCUUUAUGUGACCAAUCCGGAAGGAACUCCCAAGCCCCUCACGAAUUCCGCGUUCGAUGCAAAUUUGGGUUUUCCGAAUGGCCGGAAAGAAAGAGUGAUGAUUGCCACCGAGCAGGAGAUGGAAGCUGCCAAACUGCCACUGGAAGCCCGGGAUUACUGUGCCCACAAGCUGCUUGAAUAUAGUGCCUGCCGAACGAAAGUGUGGCCAUGGGCGUACAAAUGUGCCCAUGAGAAACACGAAUAUUUGACCUGCGAAUAUGAAGAUUACAUCAUCAGGAUGAAGGAAUACGAACGCGAGAAGCGAUUGCUCCACAGAAAGCAGAGAAUCGAAAAGAAGCAAGACAAAGAACUGCUCGCUUGAAGCGUUUCCUGCCCUUUUAUUGAGAAUUUAUGUUGAAUGUAGUAGCGGCAAAAAAAGGCCAACGUGCAACAAUUUUUCAAAUCUUCAACCGAUUGGUUCUAUCAAGCGUGAAUAUCCUAAAGCGAAAAAAACAUCGUUCGAGCAGUAAACGUAGAAUUACCUGAUUAACAGAA